CCCGGAAGUAGCCGGCGAAGCUGCGCAGGCGGCGGCGGGGCCGACCCGGGUAAACAGCUCCGGCGGUGGCGCAGAGAAAACCAUGUCAGGAAGAACAUCAUCUGCAAGUCAUGUCAGUUUUCGUAUACCAAAGAAGAAAACAAACACCAAGUCAGAGGAUGUCCAAGUUCAGUCCCCUUUGGCAAGGCUCCCAGGCUCCCACCAUUGUGACUACCCUUUAAAAGAGUGGAGAUUAAGUGCCAACAACAGAAAGCCUUCCACAAAAGGAAAAAGGCAAAAGGAUUGCAACAGACACAGCUCUAAUGAUGAAGAAUCAAUUGGGCAACCCAAAGUUAUCUUGACGAAUGUCCUGAGGAUGAAAAUAGGAAGAAAAUACACACAGGCACAACCUAAAACUGGUGUUAAUUUUUCUGAUGCUGGCAAGCUGCAGUCAGAUCAAGCACCCUCAUCAUCUGCUGCCAGCGUAAAGAUAUGGCAGAUUUUAAACCCUACUCUCCAAAGUCUUUUUCUGUCUAAAAGGCAACCCAAAGUUAUCUUGACGAACGUCCUGAGUACGAAAAUUGGAAGAAAGUACAUAGACAGCCACGUAAUAAUUGAUGCAAAUUUACCUGCUGCAGACAAAUUGCAAUCGGGUCAACUACCCUCAUCAGCUGUUGCCAGCCUACAGACAUGUCAAAUAUUAAGUUCUCCUCAUGAAAAUUCUUUUCUUUCUGAAAGAUCUGAACGUUGCCUGAGAAAGACAGAUGAUGAACUGUGUAAAUUGAGCAAGGCUUCUAAGGAACCAGAAAAAAUUAAUGCUGUCACUUUCAGAAGACGAGAGCUGCAGAAGAAAGAAAACAAGCACUGUGGUGAACUGGAGAAGAGGAGCAAACACAUGAACAGCGCUACUCUUAGUCAGAAGGAAUCAGGCUCUUUUGAUUCUGAGAAGAGGAAAAGAAGAUAUAGUGGCCAUAUUUCUGAUGAUUGUAAUGCACACAUUCCACAAAAGUCACUUGCAUUCUCUGAAGAGAAAAGUUUGAGUUCAGCUCAGUCUCCUGGCUGCAGAAUACCCUGUGAGGAUGGACAAGAUCACAGAUCUAAUCCUAUUCUGGUGCCAGACUGUCCAGCAGAGAGAGACUCUAAAGGCACUUCCACCCACAACCCCUUAAGGCCUGCUCACAGCCGCACAGGGGACUCUGCCUCAGAGUCUUCUUCCAGAAAUGUGUCGAAGAAACAGCUUUCUGCCACCAGUGGGGAUGUGGUUUCACCACAAGUUGGUACAGUCAGGAAAUUAAAGAUGGACAAAUCAGAGUACCUGAGCAAGCUGCGGAACAGAAUCUGCAGGGGUAAUCAGCAACUUGUUUCCAUUGACCCAAUUAUCCUUUCCAGUGAUGAUGAAGAUGGACCUUCUGAACCACAAUGCACAGAGCUGAUGAAGAAUAAUAUCACUGAAAAUAAAGAAACACACCAGCAGUCUGACUUGUGUUUCUCAACCAAGCAAUUAGAAGACAAGACAAAAAGUCACACAGAGCAGUUUUUAACAAAGUCAAUUGAAGAUAGAUAUCCUCUCAGCUUACCGUCUGGAAGCACACCUAAAAAGCAGACAAACCUGGCACUGGAUGUUGAAUUUGAUAGACUACACAUUGGGAAAUUUAAGUGUUUAUCAACAGGUCCUGCUAGGUUUACAAUGAAAAAUAUUGUGAUCCCAUUUCAGGUGUCUCUUAAGAGCAUUCAGCUUACACUGGAUACACUGGAUCUGAGAAGAUUUGGCUGGUGGAAAUGUGGUGGUGGCUGUUCUUCAACAAUUAUUUUUCUUUGGUUGUCUGUGGAUUAUGUAGAAAAGAUUGAAACCCAGAUGGGAAAGUUAGUUACCAGCCAGCCAUCCAAAUCCAAUGAAUUUGUAUUUUUUGAAAUGUCUCAACCACUCACAGAAUGGGAAGAAGGCAGGCUGACUGAACUGAUUUCAGGUGUCAGCAAGAGGAACAGAGCACCAGAUCUUGCUGAGUUUUUGUCUUUGAAACAAGCAUUAUCCUUGUUUAAGGAUCUUUCUCCUGAAGAAAGCUCUUUUGUGAGUUGCAAUAAGGAUCUACUAAAGCAAUACAUGCCAAAAGAGAAUACCUCAGAUGCUCAUGAGCCUGUAAUUCAGGAAUCAAAGCUAAAAGUGAUCAGGCCCAGUUAUGCCCUUGCAAAUAAGCAGAGUAGUGGCUGCUAUUGUAUCUCUUUGACCUCUGCACUGAAUGAAGAAUGGAAAGAAGUAAGAGAAAUGGGAGCAGUUAAGAAUUUAAUUGUUUAUCCACCUCCACCUGCAAAAGGAGGACUUGGAGUCACAAGAGAAGACCUAGAGUGCUUAGAAUAUGGAGAGUUUCUGAAUGAUGUCAUCAUUGAUUUCUAUCUUAAGUAUCUGUUAUUGGAGAAGGCACCAAAACAUGUUGCUGACCGUACACACAUUUUUAGCAGUUUCUUCUAUAAGUGCCUGACCAGGACAGAAAAAAACUCUGAGGGGGAUGUCAAAGUUUCAGCAGCACAGAGAAGACACAGAAGAGUAAGAACAUGGACUCGCCAUACAAAUAUCUUCAAUAAGGAUUAUAUCUUUGUGCCUGUGAAUGAGGAGUCUCAUUGGUACAUGGCAGUUAUCUGUUUUCCUUGGUUGGAAGAAGCUGUGUAUGAGGAGUGUCCCCAGCAGAAUUCAGUAUCCCCCCAGCCUCGGCAGGCUCCCCUGGAGCCAGAGAGUGAGAACACCAGAGCUGGCUCAGUGCUCUUCAGGGAUGAGGAAGAGGGGGAUGGUAACAGAAGUUUAUUCUCUAAAGGUGGCAAUGAAAUUGCUGCUGCUGCUUCAGUUCUAUAUUCAGCUAUUUCUAAAAUCUCCCUAAGUAAUUCCAAAAAGCAGAUUUGUAAAAGGCCUUGUAUACUCAUCUUGGAUUCCUUGAAAGCGUGUUCUGUGCAGAAAACUGUUCAGGUUUUGAGAGAGUACCUUGAAGUGGAAUGGGAAGCUAAACGAAAAACGCAUCGGGAAUUCAGUAAAUCAACAAUGAUUGACCUAUGUCCCAGAGUGCCUAAACAAGAUAACAGCAGUGACUGUGGGGUCUAUUUGCUGCAGUAUGUGGAAAGCUUCUUCCAGAAUCCCAUAGUUAAUUUUGAACUACCACUGCAUCUGGAGAAUUGGUUCCCUCGUCAGCUGAUCAGAAAUAAAAGAGAAGAAAUUCGAGACCUGAUCUUGCAACUCCACUUUCAGCAGCAGAGUGGCAGCAGCAGCUAAUAAAUGUAAUAAGGCAGUCCUGGCAAAGGAUACUGCUGUAUAAAAUAACUGGAACUCUGCUUAGUGAUGCUUGGUCUCUCCCUGCCUUGCAGAGAAGAAAAAAAAAGGCACAAGGAGUACUUUUUGUUCAGCGUGUAUUUAUUUAAAGUUUUUUUUUUUUUCCCACUAGUGUUGUGUGGUCUUAAAAUGCUGGAAGGGGGAAAGGAGAACAUUGUAGAUAAGAAUGUAAAUAUGUAAGUUAAAGCUAAUGCAUAUGGAUUGCUAGUUGGUUCUUGGAAUAUGAAAGCUGCUUACAGGUAUGCCUCAAGGAUGUAAAAAUAUUUUUGUCUUUUGGAGCCUGGUCUUUAUAAUUCUGUAUAAACAGGGAUGGUCAUGUAGGAGUCAGGCCUGAAGACAGGAUCUGAAUCUUGUAUUGUCUCUUGAUUUGCAGCUGAUACAGAUAGAAUGAAUACUAUGUAUUUUUUUACUUUAAGGAUUUAAUGUUGACUCUCUUUAGAGAUGUAUUUUUUGUUUUGUUUCUGAUUAUAUACAGAAGUAAUCUGCAUGUGUCAGAAAAUUCUGCCAAGAUUUGAGGCUCAUGAGUUUUGACGAUUUUUUAAAAAAAAAUUAGUUUCCUCCUUCCUAGCAUUUUCAUAAGUGUGUUUCCACAAGGAGAAGACAUUUGUUUGAGAGUGACUGUUGAAAUACUUGAAAGUUGGGACUGUAUUUUCUUUUAAGUUUUUUUUUUCUUAUGAGAUUUUAGAAGCAAACUUGCUCUCAAAGUACAUACCAAUACAGUAUGUGUAGGCAGUAGAUUUUUAAUGCUGUUCACCUGAUUUUUGGGGAAUAAUUCCUGUAAAUCUUAAGACAUCACCUGCAUUAGCAAGGCAUGCAGGCUGUGGCCUUAACAACCUCAAAAGUCUGAGGCGUUUUACUGAAAAAUAAGGUCAUUAAGAUAUGGGAUUUAUGUAUAAGACAAACAGGAUUUUUACCUUGCUUAGGAGAAUUGAGUAAAGAUGACUGAAUAUUGAGUGUUUGAACUCAGACUUGAUUUAAUAAACUAGGACAAGUUCA
Molecule: messenger RNA, 4288 nt
Organism: Haemorhous mexicanus (house finch)
Lineage: Eukaryota; Metazoa; Chordata; Aves; Passeriformes; Fringillidae
Gene: SENP7
Product: SUMO specific peptidase 7
Exons: 24
Coding region: 83-3235 (1050 amino acids)
Biological process (GO): protein desumoylation
Cellular component (GO): nucleus; cytoplasm
Molecular function (GO): SUMO-specific endopeptidase activity
Source: RefSeq, a predicted model, not a curated record